Molecule: messenger RNA, 1096 nt
Organism: Ooceraea biroi (clonal raider ant)
Lineage: Eukaryota; Metazoa; Arthropoda; Insecta; Hymenoptera; Formicidae
Product: deoxycytidylate deaminase
Biological process (GO): pyrimidine nucleotide metabolic process
Cellular component (GO): cytoplasm
Molecular function (GO): zinc ion binding; dCMP deaminase activity
Source: RefSeq, a predicted model, not a curated record
CCUACAAAGUACUUUCCCUCGAUGUGUAAUACUUCUACCUUAUCCAUUUUUUCUGCUUCUAAAACAUAUCUCCAUUGACUCAUCGUGUCAAAUAAUCUACGUCUAAAAUAAUGUACAAAUACUACAAAGAAACAUAUAUAUCUGCUGAUGCAUACAGAUUUGAUAACGAUAACAUAGAUAAAUAAUAAUGUAUAAAUAAAUAUCUGCCAAGUUGUUCGACCAUAGAUCUCUAGUAUACGUUUGCGUGCAGUUUGGGCAUAGUUCUUGCUCUGGCAAUGGCGGAAACAUCGUACAACGGAAGUCCGAGGAACAACAUGUUACAUGAUGAUUAUUGGGACGAGCAUUUCAUGACUGUAGCGGCUCUAUCCAUGACAUGCACAAAUGGGGACCCUAAGGUCGGUGCAUGUGUUGUUGAUGACAAUAGGAGAAUCGUUAGCAUUGGAUAUAAUGAGAUGUCCAGAGGAUGCAGCGACGAUGAGUUUCCUUGGAACCCAAAUCCGAUAAACCCUUGGGAUUAUAGAGGUUUUUAUGAAUAUUCGUCAAUUUUAGUCUGUCACGCGGAGCUUACUGCAAUAAUCGACGCGAUGAGAACUUCGAUCGAUCUUAACAAGUGCACGAUAUAUACUACUUUGUUCCCGUGCAACGAAUGCGCGAAACUGAUAAUACGAUCCGGCAUAAGAAGAGUGAUAUAUGCAACCGCUAAAUACCCGGAAACCCGAACAGAAAGUAUGAGAAGAAUAUUCAACGCUGCUGGUGUGACAUUUAGGCAAUAUAAACUAAAGAGAUCACAAAUAUUUGUUAAUUUACCAACUCAUCAAUAGAGAUAGUCUAGUCUUCACAGAUUCUAUGAAUGAAGUAAAAAGCUCACAAAGGAGAAGAUAAAAACGGACACUUAAAUAUAUAAUAAUCCUGCAUAAUUCUGAUUACAUGGUGAAUAGUGACUAGAGCUGAAUUAUUCUGUUAUUUAUUAUUAUGUAUAUGUAAUAUGUGAUUUAAAUCAGGUUAUUUUAGCGCCAAAUGAAUAGUUUUAUAUUUGUUAAAAGUUAAGCAUGUAGAAUUAUAUAAAAAAAGCUAUAUUAAAAAACUUAAAAAGCCA